This is a messenger RNA of Drosophila eugracilis, 1378 nucleotides long. RefSeq lists its product as uncharacterized. The coding region runs from base 202 to 753 and encodes 183 amino acids. The transcript is spliced from 2 exons. Lineage: Eukaryota; Metazoa; Arthropoda; Insecta; Diptera; Drosophilidae. The record is from RefSeq and is a predicted model, not a curated record.
UUCUUCGGUAUUAUGGAAGGCUAAAGGGAAGGGAAGGAACUAGAGCUUUUAAUGUUCGUGAUCUUGAAGUAGCCCAGUAAAAAGCCUUAUCAGCAAAAAAAAGCCAAAUCAAGCGCUUUACUGAUAGAGCACCCCGCUCACAGUGAUAAUGCGUGGCGAUAACGCCUUGAUUCGAACUGCUGGCAGUUUUACUUCAGCACAAUGCCGAAACGACGGACGCGGAAAAAAGAUUGCAAAUUUCGAUUCGAGUUCAUUUUGGGCUUAUCCUUAUGGCUCCUCCUUUUCCUGGCUCACUCGGUGAAUGGAGUGCGGUGCAGAAUACCCUAUGAGAGGGUCCGCGAAAACUACUGUUACUUUGUUGCCGACGAAGAACCGCUGCACACAUCCUUCCACAACUUUUGCUACCAGGACAAGCGCACCUCGAGAGUUUGCCUGGACAGUGAUGAGGAGAUGCGCAUUCUGUCCCAGCACUUGUACGAGUUGGGCUACCCGAAUGGCACCCAGUUCUGGAGUGCCGGUCAUCGUUGGCCGGGUGAUAAUCAAUUCUACUGGAACUAUUUUGGCAGAGCCAAGGCCCUAAAUUAUACUAACUGGGCGGUGGAUGAGCCGACUCCCCAAAUGGGUCGCAAUUGCAUGAUCCUCACGCUUCGCGGUGGAGAGCUUAUAAUGAGCAGUGAAUCCUGCUACACCCGAGCGGUUGAUAUUUGCGAACAAACUCUGAACGGCACUGAUUCCCGUUCUGUGAUACACUGAUCAUCCAACGAUUUAUUAUCUACAAAUGUACCUAGCUAAAGUGGCGAAAUCUCAAAAUAAUCGGCUCUUUUUAAGAACUAUGAAUACUAUGGAAAGUUUAAUCAAAGUGUAAGUGAUCAGCGAGAUAGUGAGUGAUCAGCGAGAUAGUGCAUAUAGAUACAUUUCAAUUCAACAAUUUCAAUUGAUUUUUAAAAUGGAAGCCUCCGAUUACGAGAUAUCAAUAACCAUAACAAUUCUAUUCCUUUUAUUUUACACUUGUAAAUUGAUUGCUACCUUUUGCGUCUCAUUUAACACUCAAAUGACAAGUUGUAAGUCCUCAAAUACUAAGGAAUUUUUGUUUUUGAAAUACUAGUAUAAGUAUAAAUGUUCAUUGAUAACCCUAAGUUAGUUUAUUACGAUAAGGCUUGCCUGGCAAAGAGCUGUGUGCACUUUUCCGUCAAAGCUCAGUUCGGAAUUAUCUUCAAACGGGAAAACAACGCAAAAUGCAAUCGAGAAUAUUUAUAAUGCUCUUACUUAUAGCUGUGUGUAGAAGUGAAGAUGAUUUUAUUAGGAUCGGAGAUGGAUUUUAUUAUAUUGGAAACGAAAAGGAUGUGAGUUGUGAAAGUAAUAAAUAAAAUGGAAAAUA